UUAUUAACUUCCCCUUCAUUCCCACUCCUUCCUUCCUUUCACUCCUACCCCUUCCUUCCUGUAUAUUAUAUACUGUACUAUUCCAUUGAAAUCUUUUCAAUUUUCUUCUUUUUUUUUUACUUGUCCAGAAGGCGUCGCUUGGUGUUGGCCAAGCGUCGUCGUCGUCGUCAUCUCAGGAAAAUGGACAAUCCAACCGCCAUUGUUCCCUAUCAUGACCCUUUUGAUGAUGAUUCUUCUCUUGUUCAAAUUUCACUCUUUGAUGAUGAAAAUCCAAUCAUUGACGGCCCAUGGGACAAUGAACCUUUUUCACUCUUUCAUGAAAAUCCACCAAUUUUGAUUUCUGAUAUUGGUGUCUCCAACACUGAUCCAAUUUUGCUUCAAUGUAGUAAUUAUUUGGUUGGGAAUAGUACCACAAAUACUGAGGGUGGAGUUCCGGGGACUAAUUACUGUAGUACUUCGCAUAAUUGCCAAAUUUUAAGAGAAAUCACUCAUUCCGAUGGCUUGCAAAUAUCUAAGCUUGACAUUUAUGGAACACUAGGAAAGAUCAGUCAUGCAGUUCUUGAGAAAUACACAAUGGAUUUUUCUUCUCAAACCCAUAAGUCAUCCCAGAUAUUUGAUUUUAGCAAUGACAGUACAAACAGUGUGAAGCAAUUUUUAGUUCAUUAUUUUGAGGCUUGUAAGAGUGAAGGUUACAUUGUGCUGCUAGACCCACUAUGCAAUUUCUAUGAAGCUUUAGGUGUUGGAUCUGAUGGUGGUGACUGUUUUGACAUUGAUAGUCUACUUCAAUUAUCUCCAACAACUUCUCGUGAUUUCAAAAUGGACCAGCAAGAAAAGAGAAAUGAAAGUGAAGACAAUAACAGUGACGUGAGACAUGAAAAGAUCUCCCUUUCAGCACAGAGGGAAAGAACUGGAAAGUUGAGAUUGAAAGACUUUGCAGGGUAUCUCCAUCUUCCCAUUGAGAUAGCAGCUAAGAAAUUGAACAUAUGUCCUACUGUGAUGAAGAAGGUUUGCCGAAGGGAUGGCUUGUCGAGAUGGCCCUACAGAAAGAUUAAUAGCAUUCAGAGGAAGAUAUCACUUAGAGAAAAGUGUUUAAGCUCUAAUCAUGUUGAAGAAAGGGCGAGUGCAAAGGCAGCCAUUGCGAAGCUGGAGCAGGAACUUGACAACAUUUUUGAAGCAUUUAGUAACUAAGUUGAUGACUUUUCCUUCACUGAAAUCACAUAGCUUUCUUAAAAAUUACUAGUAAUGUUCAACCAGUUUUGUGUCCACAUAUUUAGCUUAUUACUAUUAAUUUAUAUUGUAUUUAUAGUUUGAAGGCAGAUCUAAAUGUACAAAAUGAGCUAUAUUGUAUCUAUACUGAACAUAGGAGAUUGAAAGUCUCAUAUUUAUUCCUUAUCCAGAUUUUUUAUAUAGUGAAGUUUGAUAUAUG
This is a messenger RNA of Capsicum annuum, 1426 nucleotides long. RefSeq lists its product as uncharacterized. The record is from RefSeq and is a predicted model, not a curated record. Gene Ontology annotation, molecular function: DNA-binding transcription factor activity. Lineage: Eukaryota; Viridiplantae; Streptophyta; Magnoliopsida; Solanales; Solanaceae. The transcript is spliced from 6 exons. The coding region runs from base 181 to 1188 and encodes 335 amino acids.